Molecule: messenger RNA, 375 nt
Organism: Exophiala xenobiotica
Lineage: Eukaryota; Fungi; Ascomycota; Eurotiomycetes; Chaetothyriales; Herpotrichiellaceae
Exons: 2
Coding region: 1-375 (124 amino acids)
Source: RefSeq, a predicted model, not a curated record
AUGUUGAGACCUGUCGCCACUGUUGCUCUAGCCUUUCAACAUUCGCCUUCCAAUAUUCCGAACCACUACUAUCUUGGUGUGAAGGUGACGGCGCCCGUCAACGCUGCAACUCCACCUCAUACGCACGGCGGCGGUGCCAUCGUAGCUACCAUGAUCAGAGGCAAGAUGCUCAACCAGAUGGUGUGUCCCAACCACGACCCAGAUUCUCAGGGCUCAGGGCCGAAAAUCUAUGCCGCUGGAGAAAGCUGGUAUGAGCCACCUGGCUGUCAUCACGUCCGCUCAGAGAACGUUGGCGAUGAGCAGGCAGAAUUCAUCGCGACGUUUGUCAUCGAUAAGGAGACGGUCAAUAAGGAAGGUGGCGAGGGUUGGUGGUGA